UAUAUAUUUUUGGAAGGAAGUUAUAAAUGUAAAUUAAAAAACGGUACAUAUCAUAUCAUAUCCUAUCUCCAUGCAACAAAUCUCCGUGAAUAUGGUUCAAUCAUCCAAACCAAACACAAAGAUCAAAACAAUCUUCAAGCCAAAUCCUUUUUUUAUCCGCCGAACACCUCUUCUCCAAUACACCCCAUCCGAUGGCUUCCUCAAACUCCUCGAACAAUAGCGACCUUGUUCACUUCGUGUUGUUCCCUUUAAUGGCAGCAGGCCACACCAUUCCCAUGGUAGACAUCGCCAAGCUCUUAUCCCAAGCCGCUCCCUUUGUUCAUGUCACCAUUUUGACCACUCCCCACAACGCCACUCGCCUCGACAAUUCCCUACUAUCUCAUCCCCGAAUCCAUCUCACCCUCCUCCAACUAAGUCACGCCUACCAGCACAUGGACCACCUUCCCUCCUUCAACCACUCCCUCUCUUUCUUGUCCUCUCUGGCUCAUGACCUCCAACCCCAAGCCCUCGCCCUCUGCAAAGCCCUCUCCCCACAACCCACCUGCAUUAUCUCAGACAUCUGCCUCCCAUGGACCCUCCACAUAGCUUCCCAGAUUGGGGUCCCUUGGCUGUCCUUCAACGGAGGCUCCUGUUUUGGGAAUGUUGCCAUGUCCAAGAUUCUGGGGUCGGGGAUUUGCGAGACGGUCGGGUCCGAUGGGGAGUAUUUUGAAGUCCCCGGGUUGGAGCAUAGAAUAGAGGUCAGCAAGGCUCAGUUGCCCGUUGGAUUUAGGAGUGAUGGGAUGAUGAAAUUCAUUAAGCUGAUUGGAGAGGCUGAGAGGAAGGCUUAUGGGAUGGUCGUGAAUAGCUUUGAGGAACUUGAGGGUUGUUAUGUACGUGAGUUGAAGAAAAUGAGAGGGGAUAGAGUUUGGUGUAUUGGGCCUGUUUCUUUGUGCAAUAAACGCUAUGAGGACAAAGCUCAAAGAGGUAGCGUUACUUCAAAGGACAGCAGCAAUGAUCAAGUGAUGAUAUGGCUAGACUCACAACUUCCAAACUCAGUGCUGUAUGUUUGCCUUGGAAGCCUACACAACUUAAAAACCCCACAACUAAUAGAGCUAGGGUUGGGGUUAGAAGCAUCAAAGAAGGCAUUCGUAUGGGUGGUGAGGGCCUCAAACAAGCUGGAAAAAUGGAUUGAAGAAGAGGGUUUUGAAGAGAGAAUGAAAGGAAGAGGGGUUAUCAUAAGAGAUUGGGCUCCUCAGCUAUUGAUAUUAUCACACCCUGCCAUUGGGGGAUUCCUCACUCAUUGUGGUUGGAACUCAAUCCUUGAGGGCGUAGCUGCUGGCUUGCCAAUGCUCACUUGGCCUCUAUUCUCAGACCAAUUUCUGAACGAGAAAUUCGUGGCUGAUGUUUUGAAUAUAGGUGUGAAAGUUGGCGCUCAAUAUCCAGUGAUGAAAAUGAAAGAGGAAGGCGAAGAAGAAGAGGAGGAGGAGGGGGUGGUAGAGGUGAGGAAAGAAGACGUGAAGGAAGGCAUUGAAAGGGUAAUGGGGGAAGGAGAAGAAGCUGAGGAAAGAAGGAAGAGAGCAAGAGAAGUUGGGGUUAUGGCUAAUAAGGCUUUGGAAGAUGGCUGCUCUUCUCAGCUAAACAUUGCAUUAUUCAUUGAUGAUAUACUGAAACCAAACGACAUUUCAACCUAAUUUAUUCCAUUCUCAUCUUCUAAUUCCCUUUGGAAGCCUUAGUUUUUAAUGCCUUAUUUGAUGCUUUGGACUUGUAGUUCACCAUUUUGG
Molecule: messenger RNA, 1760 nt
Organism: Cucurbita maxima (winter squash)
Lineage: Eukaryota; Viridiplantae; Streptophyta; Magnoliopsida; Cucurbitales; Cucurbitaceae
Product: UDP-glycosyltransferase 73C1-like
Exons: 1
Coding region: 192-1670 (492 amino acids)
Molecular function (GO): UDP-glycosyltransferase activity
Source: RefSeq, a predicted model, not a curated record